GGGAUGGAAGUAAUUUACCGUUAUUUUUAUCCGCCCAGCAUCUCUUCGAAGCACAUCCCUUCUAUAUAUCCUUCCAUGUUGUCUUCUGCAACCUCCAGCCCAACCACAAACAUGGAUGCAAAAGUGGCCACUGCAUGGGCGGCCAGAGAUCCAACCGGCGUGCUGUCUCCCUAUUCAUUCACUCUCAGGGAAAUGGGACCUGAGGACGUGCUGUUGAAGGUGCUCUACUGUGGGUUAGACCACACGGAUGUUCACAUAGCGAGGAACGAGCUCUCCAAGGCCAUCUACCCUUUGGUCCCUGGGCAUGAGGUGGUGGGGGAGGUGGUGGAAAUGGGGCAGCAGGUAGCAGGAAAGAUCAAGGUUGGGCAGGUGGUGGGGGUUGGGGGCAUUGUUGGGUCAUGCGGAGACUGUAGGUGCUGCAAAUCCAACCGGGAGCAAUACUGCAGCAAGGCGGUGCCCGCCUACAACGGCGUGGAUGUCGACGGCCGGCCGACUCACGGCGGCUUCGCAUCCACCAUGGUGGUAAAUCACAGGUAUGUGGUGAGCAUACCAGAGAGCCUAGCACCAGAGCUGGCCGCCCCACUUCUGUGCGCAGGUGUCACAGCCUACAGUCCUUUGAGAAGGUUUUGUGGAUCGGAGCCUGGCCUCAGGGGAGGGAUCUUGGGGCUUGGUGGAGUUGGGCAUAUGGGGGUGUUGAUAGCAAAGGCAAUGGGGCAUCAUGUGACGGUCAUCAGCUCCUCGGACAAGAAGAGAGAGGAGGCCCUGCAGCACUUGGGGGCUGAUGCCUAUAUCGCGUCCAGUGAUGCAGCCAAGAUGGCUGAAGCUGACGGGAGCCUGGACUACAUUCUCGACACCAUUCCUGCUCCUCAUUCUAUCGAUUCGUAUCUCUCACUCCUGAAUCAGGAUGGAAGUAUCCUUCUAGUUGGUGCUGCACCCCAACCCCUCUGCUUCACCUCCUCCACGCUUAUUUUGGGGGGGAAGACAAUCACAGGUAGUUUCGUGGGGAGCAUAGCAGAGACACAAGAGUUAUUAGAGUUUUGGGCAGACAAGGAUUUGACAUCAAUGAUUGAGGUAGUGCCCAUGGAUUAUGUGAACAAGGCAGUGGAGAGAAUGGAAAAGAAUGAUGUUAGAUACCGAUUCGUAUUAGAUGUGGCAGGAAGCUAUGAAUAAAUAAUGACUUACUAUAUCGAUAAGGCUGUUUUUGUUAGUGUAAGAGAAAUAAAAGUUCUCCACAUACAUAACCUGGUGUAUGCUUCAUAGCUUGUAACCAGUUAAGUUGUCAAGAUUUUAUGCUUCAUUAAAUAAUUUAAUGGCUGUCGCAAUGCUUCAUUA
Phoenix dactylifera (date palm) is the source of this 1332-nucleotide messenger RNA. RefSeq names its product putative cinnamyl alcohol dehydrogenase. The record is from RefSeq and is a predicted model, not a curated record. Gene Ontology annotation, molecular function: oxidoreductase activity, acting on the CH-OH group of donors, NAD or NADP as acceptor; zinc ion binding. NCBI's taxonomy places the organism in Eukaryota, Viridiplantae, Streptophyta, Magnoliopsida, Arecales, Arecaceae.